Messenger RNA from Papilio xuthus (Asian swallowtail), 672 nucleotides. NCBI's taxonomy places the organism in Eukaryota, Metazoa, Arthropoda, Insecta, Lepidoptera, Papilionidae. The record is from RefSeq and is a predicted model, not a curated record.
AUGCAGAAGAAUAAGAAGAAGGAGACAGGAGACAGAAGGAGACAGAAGAAGAAUACGCAGAAGAAUACGCAGAAGAAUAAGAAGAAGGAGACAGAAGGAGACAGAAGGAGACAGACGGAGACAGAAGAAGAAUACCGCAGAAGAAUACGCAGAAGAAUAAGAAGAAGGAGGCAAGGAGACAGAAGGAGACAGAAGGAGACAGAAGGAGACAGAAGGAGACAGAAGGAGACAGAAGGAGACAGAAGAAGAAUACAGACGCAGAAGAAUAAGAAGAAGGAGACAGGAGACAGAAGGAGACAGAAGAAGAAUACGCAGAAGAAUACGCAGAAGAAUACGCAGAAGAAUAAGAAGAAGGAGACAGGAGACAGAAGGAGACAGGAGAAGAAUACGCAGAAGAAUAGAAUACGCAGAAGAAAACGCAGAAGAAUACGCAGAAGAAGGAGACAGAAGAAGACAGAAGGAGACAGAAGGAGACAGAAGGAGACAGACGGAGACAGAAGAAGAAUACGCAGAAGAAUACGCAGAAGAAUAUGCAGAAGAAAUAAGAAGAAGAAGAAGAAGAGCAACUUUGUUGCUGAAGUACGUUGUGUUGCACCUGUGGCCCCUGUGGCCGCUGAUGUGCUAACGGAACCACCAAGUGAAGAGGUAUGUGUUAGUGAUCAGGAUAGAUAG